AUGAAUUUCUGUACCGUGUUCCUCUUGAUCUUCUUUGUUUUUUCAGUCUCCGCCUUUGACUCCCUCCGGGAAAAUACCAUUUAUUCUCUGACAAAUCCGAAGCUGCCGGAUAUCUUCCCAUUCGGUGACGACCUUUCUUUUUCCUACUAUCAACAGAGUUGUCCUGACCUCGAAGCCAUUAUCCAAAGAAAAAUGGGUGAAUGGAUUAAGAAGGAUUAUACUCUUGCUGCUAGUCUCAUUCGGUUGCACUUCCAUGACUGUGCUGUUAGGGGAUGUGAUGGUUCCAUUCUUUUGGACAACGAAGGCAGUGAGAAGAUGGCCAAUGCAAGUAAGUCAUUGAGAGGGUUUGAGGUGAUUGAAGAUAUAAAGGCAGAGGUUGAGAGCAGGUGCCCUAAGACUGUCUCUUGCGCUGAUAUUCUUACUGCUGCGGCUAGAGAUGCCACGGUUGGAGUGGGAGGCCCAUUCUGGAUGGUACCAUAUGGAAGGAAAGACGGGCGAAUUUCAAUUGCCAAAGAAGCUGAAACAGUGCCCAUGGGUCAUGAAAAAAUCACUGAUCUGAUUGAGCUUUUCCAGUCCAAGGGUUUGAAUGUACUUGACUUGGUGGUCCUCUCAGGAUCACACACGAUUGGAAGGAGUACAUGUGGUUCAUUGCAAUACAGGCUAUAUAACUUCAACGGAACUGGAACACCCGACCCAUCCAUCAACGUCAAGUACUUGAACUUUUUGCGAAGAAAAUGCAGGUGGGCAUCAGAAUAUGUGGACCUUGAUGGAAUAACCCCUAGGACUUUUGACAUAGAAUACUACAAAAACCUUCAGUAUAAGAUGGGACUUUUAUCAACAGACCAAUUGCUGUACUCUGAUUCAAGGACUCAACCUCUUGUUACUGCACUGGCUUCUCAACCCUCGGUUUUCUACGGCCAGUUCGCUGUGUCCAUGGUGAAGCUUGGUAAUAUUCAGAGUGAAGAUGAAGGUGAAAUUAGAGUGAAUUGCAAUUAUGUUAAUCAUUGAAAUGCACUGACAAGUCAAGACAAUGGCCAGACAAAAUCAAG
Molecule: messenger RNA, 1049 nt
Organism: Ilex paraguariensis (yerba mate)
Lineage: Eukaryota; Viridiplantae; Streptophyta; Magnoliopsida; Aquifoliales; Aquifoliaceae
Source: the annotation of a GenBank genome assembly